This is a messenger RNA of Varroa destructor (honeybee mite), 2293 nucleotides long. It is a transcript of the gene Gk1, whose product is annotated as Glycerol kinase 1. Gene Ontology annotation, biological process: glycerol-3-phosphate biosynthetic process; phosphorylation; glycerol metabolic process. Gene Ontology annotation, molecular function: glycerol kinase activity. Gene Ontology annotation, cellular component: mitochondrion. The record is from RefSeq and is a predicted model, not a curated record. NCBI's taxonomy places the organism in Eukaryota, Metazoa, Arthropoda, Arachnida, Mesostigmata, Varroidae.
UGCUCCCUAUUGAAUGCUCGCAGGUCUGUCCGUUGCCAGUCGCGAAAUCAGCGAUCGUUCUAACCGUUCGAGGAAAUUGAAGUAACGCUCCAUUUAAAUAGUGGUCGUUUUUCAAUUUUCGUUGCGAUCGCCGGCACCAACGAGCCUAAUCGGGGUAGUCAGAUAACGCAUAGUAUCCCAUCUAGUGUAUAACGCCAUGCCGUACUACUGUAUCGAAAAGAAGAAAGCUUCGCAGAGUAAACAUUUGAGGUGACUCGUCGCAAAACAACAAGAUUAAAAGAACCAGGACCAAUUUGCACGAUUAGUCAACUGUUGCCAUCCCUCAGGAUUUUUGCCCCAUCCUUGCCUGUGCUGUGUUGGUGACCUUGCAGAAUACGCGCAGCUUAAUAAGUUGUACACGACUAAGUCCCGGAAUCGUGAUUGAGUGCGUGAUUGAAGCGCCGGUAAGGUUUAGCUCUGUAAAGUCAAAGACAAAAAGUGACCUAAAGGAAUAGUCCUUAGUUGUCUCUAAAUACACCCUUUCUUAAACCUUCGAUCAAAGGUGUGAAUACGUGUGAGUGAUGCCACCCGCCGUCAUGACAAACCCCAAUGUUUCGCGGAAGGGUGGAGAUAAAUAUGGGCCGCUUAUUGGUGCUAUAGAUCAGGGAACAUCGAGCACCAGAUUUCUGAUAUUCUCUUCACGUACAUCUGAACUCAUCGCGUACCAUCAGGUUGAAGUUGCCCAAAUUUAUCCAAAAGAAGGAUGGGUAGAAGAAGAUCCGAUGCACAUCUUACAGACGGUUACCAUCUGCAUGACAGAGGUUUGGGGCAAACUUAUUGCAAUGCAGAUCGACCCACACGAUGUGGUGGCAAUUGGAAUGACAAACCAAAGGGAAUCCACUAUUAUAUGGGACAAGAACACAGGAAAACCAUACUACAAUGCAAUUCUGUGGUGCGACAACCGUACAGUCGAUACAGUAGAAGCCCUUCUGGAAAAAGUUCCCGAACGAGAUCCAAACUACCUACGACCCAAAUGCGGACUUCCGUUAUCAACAUAUUUUUCAGCUGUUAAACUCGCCUGGCUUUUCACCCAUCAUCCUGAACUGGGUGCAAAAGCUGAACAAGGAAGUUUAAUUUUUGGAACUGUAGAUUCAUGGCUUUUGUGGAACCUGAUUGGCGGAGUGCAUGUCACAGACGUUUCAAACGCUUCACGCACAAUGCUUAUGGAUAUUGAAACCCUUGAGUGGGAUCCGUUCCUACUAAAUUUCUUUAAAAUUCCAAAAAAUAUUCUUCCCAAAAUUCUUUCUUCCAGCGAGAUCUACGGCACCCUGCGUGAAAAGACACCAUUUGCUGGAGUACCAAUCUCGGGAUGUCUUGGCGAUCAAAGUGCUGCUCUGGUUGGGCAUAUGUGCUUCAACAUCGGUGAAACCAAGUGCACGUACGGGACUGGCGGCUUCCUGCUAUGCAACACGGGCUCGGAGCGAGUAAUGUCUACACAUGGCCUACUGACUACAGUGGCUUUCAAGCUCGGUCCUUCCAGUCCAGCGUGUUAUGCAAUUGAAGGCUCCGUAGCCGUUGCGGGAUCGGCCGUUCGAUGGCUCAGGGACAACCUUGGCAUUGUACAGAGUAUCGACGAGGUUCAAAGGCUUGCGUUGAGUGUCAAAUCAACCCAUGAUGUUUACUUCGUGCCAGCGUUUAGUGGUUUAUAUGCUCCAUACUGGGAAAGUUCGGCACGGGGUGUUAUCUGUGGAUUGACACAGUUUACCACAAAGGAACAUCUCGUGCGUGCUACACUCGAAAGUGUCUGCUAUCAGGUAAAAGAAAUUAUUGACUGCGUCUAUGCUGACACGCGGGUUGAGCUUAAGCAGCUUUUAGUUGAUGGGGGUAUGGCACACAACGAUGCCUUGAUGCAGCUGCAAGCAAAUAUUCUUGGAGUUAACGUCAUCCGACCACAGAUGCUAGAAACGACCGCUUUGGGCGCAGCGGUAGCAGCUGGGUUAGCAAAAGGCGUAGAAGUGUGGUCUCUCGAUGAAAUGCAAAAACUUGCUGCGGCCGUCAGUGAUACCUUUGAGCCUCAAAUUGUAAAACAAGAACGCGAAAUGAAGUUCUCUCGUUGGAAGCAAGCAGUUGAGCGUAGCCGCCAUUGGGAAGACCCAAACGUGACCGCCCGUCGGAAACAAGUCAUGGGUGAUCAGUGGUACCGUGUGUCUGCACUGCCUAUGGGGGUAUUUCUUAUGAGCGCCUUCGGAAUCGUCAUACUUGCAAGCUACCGCAGCUUGCCGACGUCUUAAACAUAUAUAUAUAUAUAUAUAUA